AUGAAGAGAUGUGCGCCAAUAGUUAUGUGUAAUCCAAAAGCGAAGUACAGAUCUUUCAAUGGGUCGUGUAAUAACUUGAGAAAACCAACAUGGGGAGCAUCGAAUACUCCAUUUCUGAGACUACUCAACGCUGAGUAUAGUGAUGGUAAUGUAAAAACUACAAUUAGGACUGAAAUUAAAAUUGAAUGAUGCAAUAACUAGUUGUACCAUUUUCAUAUCGUACACAAUAUGUUUAUUUAUUUACAUUUAGAUAAACAUAUUGUUUAUAUUUCUUUUAGUUAUUAACAACGGGUGAUCCAGAGGGGCCCGGGGGCCUCGCCCUCUCCCAGACUGUAGACUAGACAAAAGUUUUACUUCCACAAAUAAUUCAUUGUUUAACGCAUUUAUUGUAUAAUAUACGAUUUUCAAGGAAGAAAAGCUCAGUGGAUAAUAUAUUGAUUGUACUAUAACUUGUUUUCAUUUUUUUUUUUUCUGUCUGUGAACAAUAUUGCUAUCAGAAAUCAUACCCCAAUCAAAGAAUAAGUUGGUAAUGGUUAUCGAUGUUUUCAAAUAUAAAUUAAAUAAGUUUAUGUGUCUUAAUUUUUCAAUUUUUCAACUGUGCAACAGUGGCUACACCCAUCCCUAAUAUCAUCUCCCUUUUAUUUUGCUUACUAGUAAUUUUUUUUAGGUCACCCUCCCCCCAAAAAAAAAAAAUUUAACUCUGAAUCCACCACUGCUUAUAAAUUAACAGAAUCCAUUUUUUUUUUUUUUAUAGCAUAAACCCGAACUAUUUUAACCUAACGCAUUUUUUUUCUAUCCAGUUUUAUAUACACUUUCAUUUAAAUACAAUAAAAUAUACGUGUUUUAAAAAAUUAAAUGAUUUGUCAAUUACAGCGCUAAUUAAUGUCCGUUUUAUAUUAAAUUUAACGUAUAUCGGGAAAUAAAGUAUGUUAGCCCAUAUUUUUCUUUUUAUUUAAUUGAAACUUUUUCAUAGGUAUAUAUCAAUUUCGACGGCAAUCAAAUGGACAAUCAUUACCAGGAGCUAGAAAAAUUAAUACAGAAUUGUUUUUGAAUAACCAAUGGUACGAUUAUGACGAACUAAAUGUAUUCAUUAUGCAGUGGGGACAAUUUUUAGCUCACGAUAUUUCUCUUUUAAGAGCAGACGACUCUGUUGGUAAUUUAUAUUUAAAAAUACCACAUAUUUAGGUAUUUAUAUUAUAUAAUGAGGAUUAUAAUAGCUGGUAGAGCGCGGAUUUGUAUGUGACUGCAUAAUUAUUUGCUUUUCAUAGGUUUUCGUUAAUAAUCAUUACGAAUCAUACAAAACUGAAGUCAUUUGCACUAUUUAUUUUUGAUUUUUUUCACUUUCAUUGCAUAAUAAUAUAUUCAUUGGAUAUUUCAAUGAAAUGAUAUUGUGCGCUGUAACAAACACAAUUUUUUAACUUCGUAUUUGUUGAGUAUUUUUGUCAUGUUUAUUGGAUAUUUUAUAGGACAUAUUUCUAGUGCAUUAUGUAUAAAUCCGCAAUCUAAUUAUUAUAAGCUUAAAAUUAUAAAAUAUGUGAUUAUGCAAUAUUAUUACAGUAAAAAACGCCCAUAUUAUAUUUUAUAAUAUUGUUCUGUCAUACCUAUAAACGUAUAAUAAAUAUAUAUGUGUGACAGCAACAACGUUUAUAAAAUAGAAUAAUGAUUUUUAUAGAAAAUUGUUGCACCGCUCAAAAUUUAUCUACAGUACCACCUCAAUGUCGUGAAGUAAUUGAUGUAAAAAAAGAUGAUCCCGUUUAUUCAAAGUAUAACAGAACGUGUAUAUCGUUUAAUCGCGCAUUGACAUCUGCUAAUUUCAGCUGUCCAUUGAUGCCAGCUACAUAUGUUAGUAAUAAAUAAUAUAUAAUAAUAAAAUAUAUUUUAUGAGAGUAUACUGAAAUUUGGUUUCUAUAAUCAAUAGGUACUUUUGGCAUUGAUUUAAAAUCGAAAUAUUUUUUUAAUUUCUCAGAUGGUCGAAGUUACUCAAUAUAUUGACGGAUCUCAAGUUUACGGGUCCAGCGAUGCCGUGGCAGCCGGAUUAAGGUCUUUUGUAAACGGGAAACUCCGAUCUGAUAUUAUAAAUAAGGGAGGUGAUCAGAAACCUCAGGCAAAUGAGUUUUGCCCUCAAGUGAAUCGAACUACGUUACAAUGCGAUAGUUCACUGAAUUCUAAAACUUGCUAUCAGGCGGGUUGGUUGAUAUUUUAAUAAAUAACAUUUUUUUAUGCAAGAUGAAUAUAAUAUUGUGUAUCUAUAUGUAUAUAGUAGUAACUGUUUUAGCUGUAUACUAUCUAUAUAAUUUUUAUUUUGUCAGAAUUGAGUUUUAAGUGUUCGCUUUCGUCUACGUACCGUCACACUCAAUUUAUAUAUCAUCACAUGUACCUACAUAUUUUUAUUUAUAUUAAUUUUGUAUACCUAUACAGGCGAUGUUCGUGUUAAUCAAAAUUUAGGAAUUGCACUGCUUCAAACAUUAUUCUUGAGAUUUCAUAACCAUAUAGCAUCCAAGCUGUUUUACAUAAACCAAUUUUGGACUGACGAAAUGCUAUAUCAAGAAACUCGAAGAAUUAUUGGAGCGGUUAUUCAGCACAUUACUUAUACUCAUUAUUUGCCCAUUAUAUUAGGUAAAAAAAAAAAAAAGUAAUUUUUAUAUUUUACUUAAUUUGGACUAUUUAGGUAUGCACAUUUAAAUAUAAGUAGGCACUGUACACAUAUUUUCAUAAAUUUUACGAUAAUUUACUUUUGCUCUUAAAGAACGCCAAAUUUUACAAUCUAUUCUAAUUAGGACCAUAAUUUAUAACUUCUAUCACACCUGCCAAUUGUCAGAUUCUAAAUUCUAGACAUAUAAAAAUUAAUACCAAUCUAAACAUUACUUAGAAAAACAUUUUCAUUUCUUAAAAUUUAAUGUCUUGGGCCAUAGGGCGAAACUUUAUCUUUAUUGUUUAGGUAGAUACAGGGAGAAUUUAAAAACAAUUUUAAUUUUUAUAUACAUUUAAGAUAAAAUCGCUAUUAUUUGACCAUUGACUAUAUAGUUGGUAGAAAUAAUAAAAUAUUAAAAAUCAGUUUUAUAUAUUUACUUAAUGGCUUAAUAUAAUUAUAAUUGUAAUUAUAUUAUUCAAAUGAACGUAAUGAUUUUAGGGGACACAUACACUCAGUAUUAUGGACUAUUUACUCCGCAAACAAUUUAUAAUGAUCAAAUUAAUCCAUCUACAUCAUUGGAAUUUGGGGCUAGUUUAUUUCGAAUACUUCAUAGCCAAAUUCCUGCACAGCUAAAGUACAGUAUUUGUAAUAAUUAAUUAAAAUGAUUUCUAUAACUCACAGGUUCUCAAACUUAUUUCAUCCAGCGCCUACUUUGAAAAUUAAACAUUUUCUAGAGCUCCCAAAAUGUUUUUAACUUAUUAUCUGUUGUGCAUCUUAAAUACAUUAUAGUUAUCGUAAUAAUUAUUAUAUUUAAACAUAGCAUACCCUAUAUCUGAGUUGAAACUUACAUUUUAAAUGGGCUUUAUUAUAUUAAAAUAUGAUAACUAUUAACGCCUACUUAAUCAUAAUUAAAAGUAUUUUUAAUAAAAUUAAAACAUUAAUCAUUAAUCUUAGUCAUAUUUAAAAGUAUUUUCGUUAAAAUUAAAACUAAGCUUUGAAUUUAAAAGUGUAAAACUUAUUUAGUGUGAAGAAUGAUACAGUGAUGAUACAGUGAUGCACUAAGCACUUUAACGAGUUUGUUAAUAUCACACACGAAUUUAUUUAAAACCACCGGAGCUUAUACUAAAACAGUGAAAUAACCGGAGCCCAAGUAACAACACAAUAUUCAUUGUUAUUGGCUAUUGUCGCUGUCGCGAAAACGCUUAUGAUCAUUAACCCAUUAACGUCGUACUUUGCCAUAUGCAGGCAACAUAAAUAAAACUUUUUUCGGACAUUCCAUAUAAAGUGUAAAUUUCCUGUAUUGCGAUUUAUGAUUAUACUAUCAUGUCAUAAAAAAACGUUGGCAUAAUGAGUUAAAUACGAAGAACGACGGUGAUGCCCUACAUUUUUAUGAUACACUCAAUUAUAAUAGAAUAACAAAACAGAAUAGAUUCUGAUGUUGAUUAAUUGAUGAUAUUAUGUCCGACAUAUGGGCUAUAAAAAAAGUAAAAUUGAUGAUAUUAUAGCUAAUUAAUUUUAGUUUAAAAUAUCAGGAGUAUAUUAUCAUUUUUCACUUUUUUUAAAAAUCAGCUAUCGCCACUUUGAGGAAGAUUACUAUAAUCAAUACAUUUAAUUUAUUUACCGUCGUAAUAAUAAACAAGCCAAUAGGUGUAGAUACAUUUAUAAUUAUUAUAUAAAUAUUAAAUCAUAUGUUUUCCUCAGAAUUAUUAAACGAAGUAUAGGCAAAUAAUUUAUUCAAAUUAAUAAGGUGUUUUUUAUAAAGACUAACCUAUACUUUGUUUGUACAACUUGAACAUAUAGAUAAUAUGCAGGUACUUUUAUUUUACAGGUACAAAGAAAUUUUAAAUAUCUAUAUUAAUAAAUAAUACAUACCUAAUGUAUUAAUUAUAUUUUACAUGUUCGUAGUUUUAUAGAUAAAAUGUACAAAAUUGCAUUUCAAGUUAAUUUAACAGACUGGAUGGACAGGCCUGAUUUGCUACCUGUGGGACAAAACGAUGACUGGUUAAUGAGAGGACUUAUAGAAACUCCAGGUCGUGAAUAUCAAGCAUCCUAUAAUCCACUGGUUAGAUAUAUGAUCGUUUGAUUUGUUUAUUAUUAAAUGACCGCAUGGUACAAAUAAAAUUAUAAAAAUAUUUUUGUUUUAUUUUAAAUUAAUAUUUAUUAUUUAUGAUACAUAAUACAGUGUGUUCCACUGAGAUUUACCUAAUGUAAUAACUUUUGUUCCGUUCAAUAUUUUUUUCGUUGUGAUUCUACUAUUUGAUUUUUUUUUUUUAUUUUAAACUAAAAAUAAAUUAUUUUUACAAAUUCCAUAAUAGCCAUUUUAUAAAUAUUUUAAGUAUUACAAAUAUUGACUAAUCAUGGUUCAUUAGUUUUCUAUAAUUUACUUAAGUUUAAAUAAACUGUUUAUUAGAUUUGUCUUCCCGGAAUAAUUGGUGAAUCAAUUGAUUUAGAGUACAUAGAGAUGCAGAGGCAUGGAUUCGGUAGAUGAUAAUGUGAGAGACUUAGAUCGUUUGAGCAUGUCACGAAGAGAGAGGAAUCGAAAGUAUUAAGAAUAGUAAUGAAAAUAAACGUAGGAAGAAAGAGGAGGGAGGAAGACCGAAAAAGAGGUGGUUGAAUUUUAUAAAGACGGCUGGUGUAUGCGAGGAUGAUGUGGGGAAAGUAUAAGUUUAGGACGAAGGUGGCCCACCCCAAAUAGUUGGGAUGAAGACGAAGGAUAAGAAGACAAUAAGAAUCAUAGAACCAUUAGAGCAAGGCUUAGUUAAUGCUACAAAAAAAGAGCAAUUUAAAAAAAAUUGAGCAGAACAAAGUUUAUUGCAUGUAUCUGAUCUCUGUGGAACCUUGGCAUAUCCUAAAUGUAUAUGUAUAGAUUUUAAUUUUAAAUUGUACUAAUAAUAAUACUAAACAAUAUUAUGCUCUAUUUUAUAGAUUUCAAAUUAUCUGUUUCGCUUUAAUAUGCCAGACUUUACUGGCCAAGACUUACUCUCCAUAGACAUACAACGUGGCCGAGAUGUUGGUUUACCAAUAUAUAAUCAAGUCAGGCCCAUUUGUGGAAUACCACGUGCAAAUUCUUUUGAUGACUUAUUGGAUCUGAUUCCUUUUAAGGUUAUUUUACAUACUUAAAAACAAAAUUAGUUAUUUUAUUUGUAAAUAGUUACAUUAUUUAUACUAACAUAAAAUAUCAUUCAUUAGGCAGUACAAAUUUUAAAAACACUUUAUGCAACAGUAAACGAUAUUGACUUACAUGUUGGUGCAUUACUCGAGGCACCAGAAGAAGGGUCAUUGGUUGGACCGACUACUAGAUGCAUAUUAUCCGAUAGUUUUUUUAGAUAUAAAUACGGUGAUAGGUUUUUCUAUGAUGUACAAGGACAACCGGGUAGUUUUACGCCAGGUAGGUGUGAUACUUUUUUAAUAUUUAUAAUAGGUAUAUUUAUUUUUAUUUAAAUAGGUAAUAAUUAAAUAUAAGGAUAAAUUGUAUCAAACUACUUUUUUUUUUUUUUCAGAACAAUUGAAAUCUAUAAAACAAAUUAACUUAGGACAUGUGAUAUGUGUUACGACAAGUUUAAAUAUUCUUCCACUAGAUAUUUUCAAAAGUCUACACGAGUAUGUACAAUAAUUUUGUAAAAACUAUUAUUUACACUACUAUUAAAAAAAAUUUACUUUAAUAUAAAAUUAGUAAGCAAUAAGCAGGGUAGUGCGCAGUGGAGAGUUUGGGAUUACAUAUUUCCCCAAUUGGCUUAAAAAUACAACUAUGAAUGCUAACUUAUAUUGUAAUUAGUACCUAUAUUGUAACCAAUGGUGGAUUUAGCGUCAGGCAAAGUAGGCAGUUGUCUAGAGCGGCAAAUUUUUAGGGGCGGAAAUUUUAAACUUAAUUUUAUAUUAUUUUAUUGAGAACACUAGGUUUUUUAAAUUUUGUAAGGUAAUUUUUAAUCUUUACAAUUGAAGGAAACUACCUACCUAAAAUAUAAUAUAUUAAUACAAAAUAAAAUUUUCCUAUGUACGGCAAUUGUGUAAAUCCGCUUCUAAUUGUAAUCAGUACCUAGCUAAUUUAAUCUUGAAAAGCUUAAUUUAUUAAAUACAAAUUUGUUUUUUUGGAUCAGGCUUUUAAAUUCCCAUAUUUCGUGAAGUCGGUAUAGGUAGAAGGAAAAGACUCUACGAUUUAUUCUCAAUUAUUAUUUGCUUUAUGUAUGUACAUUCCUUCCUUUUUAAAAUGAAGGGCGUGUCCCUGACUAGGCAAUUAAAAAAAGUUAUACCAAUAGACUGGUAAAUAAUUGCUUCUUUUCAAACUAAAUCUGUUACGAUUUAUUAACUUACAUAAUAAUUUUAAAAUUAAUAAAAACAAAAAUUGUCUACUAAAACAAUAUAUUUAUAUUUAUAUGCAUUAUGUUAGAGGCAUAUAUUGUUACUGAACACUAGAAAUAUUUUAUAAUUAUUCUAUAACUAAAAAAUUGAUAAAAAAAAGAAAACAUUUGAGUAUUUAAAAAUUUAAAAAUGCUAGAGACGAGUAUACUACUGUUGUAGAUGGGAAGUUGGGAAGACAAAAUACUUUAGGUUAUUUUAUUUAUAUCCAUAAGCGACAUACCAUUGGUAAUCAAAAAUACGACUCGAAGCGAAUUUUGGUUACAUAUAUAUAUAUGUUUUAAAAAACAUUAAUAUGUCGUAAUAUGAAUAUCAUGUUGAAUUUUCAUGUAUUUCUGUUUAGUUCAACAAUUUUAUCCAUAGAAUACUUACCUACCAAAUAAAAAUUGCCUAAAAAAAAUCGCUGAAAAUGUCUAUGAAUAGCUCAAAUAUUUUAAACAUUUUACCACGUUUAGAACAUAUAAGCAAAUAUAGGUGUUCUGUUCAAGUUUAAAGUCUCUACGAAUAUUUUGAACUGAAUUACAACAAAAAAACAAAAUUGAAAAUAAUAAAAUCAUUAUUUUCUUGAACUAUCCCGCUUUUCUACGUUUUUUGGUUUUGCUCAAUUAUUGAAAAACUACAAAGAAUAUCAAAAAACGAUUUAUACUAACCAAUUAGAUUAAAAAUGCAAAAAUAUUACUCUCUUGUCGUUUCUUUAUUGAAGCAAUAUUUCUGAUAGAAAACAUAAGUUACAAAAAUGUAAAAUCAUGAAAUCGUUACGCCUACGCCGCUGUCAAUAUUUGUCUGUUUUUCCUAGUUUCCCUAAUUAUUAUGAAAAUCGCUUUGAAAAUCAAAAAUAAAUUUCAUUAAGUACAAAAUAGAUGACAUUUCCUUUCGAAAAAGGUGCUACAUUUAAUAAAUUAGAGCAAGAUUUCUGAUAGAAAUUUUGUACACAUAUAAAAAUAAAAACCUUACUACGCUUCAAGUCUUAAUUAUAUUAUUAUAAUAACAUAGUUAUUUGUUUUUAUUUAUUAUAUUCAAUAAAGAUUUUCUUCAAUCAAAUGGAAUUGUGAAGAUCACUUUAAAAUAGACCUAGAAGCUUGGAGAGAAUUCAAGAAAUAA
Molecule: messenger RNA, 8089 nt
Organism: Cinara cedri
Lineage: Eukaryota; Metazoa; Arthropoda; Insecta; Hemiptera; Aphididae
Source: the annotation of a GenBank genome assembly